Messenger RNA from Leptopilina heterotoma, 6815 nucleotides. RefSeq names its product ras-responsive element-binding protein 1. The transcript has 4 exons. Gene Ontology annotation, molecular function: RNA polymerase II cis-regulatory region sequence-specific DNA binding; DNA-binding transcription activator activity, RNA polymerase II-specific. Gene Ontology annotation, biological process: regulation of transcription by RNA polymerase II. NCBI's taxonomy places the organism in Eukaryota, Metazoa, Arthropoda, Insecta, Hymenoptera, Figitidae. The coding region runs from base 463 to 5367 and encodes 1634 amino acids. The record is from RefSeq and is a predicted model, not a curated record. Gene Ontology annotation, cellular component: nucleus.
AGACUAGGUGGGAGAGAUGAUGAGACUCGACGCGCAGGUUAAAGAGAAAUUGUCAGAAGCAUUGGGAGUCAUUUGUGUGCAGGAACUCCGUAUGCCCAGAGGUGUGCCUUUUUUCUCUCCUAUUCAAAUUUUAAACGUACAAAGAUUAGGAAGGUGAGAGAUACUCCAAGAGUGAUUACUUAUGUGGUGUUGUGAUGUGUUAACAAUUAUUGGAUUAAAACAAAAAGGGAUGAGAGACUCAUCGCUGAGCAAGGGGUAAAAUUUCGCUGAACCGGUUUUCCGACGGAUUCUGCUGAGAAACAUUACGUGACCAAAAAUUAAGUGUACGCUCACGAUUAGACGGUUGAUUCAUCUCACGCUUGUUGCUUGUUAAUAUGCAAUGCGUAUUUUUCAAGACUGGUGAAGAGUGUGUGUAAUCAGCGUUUCUGGGAUUUUAAUCAAGUACAACCGCACGCAGGCUUCAUGGACGAUACGGUCAAUAGGACAGAGACAGCAUCUGCGAAAGUGAAACCAAAAAUUGGACAGUACCAGACGAAUUGCAGUGUCGCACAAACCACAAUUGUACCAGAAUUAUUGAUUGGUCAAUCGAAGAAGGCGAGUUCAUCAAUUCUUUCAAAUUAUCGGGAUUUAUCGAAUCAUCAUAUUGAAAAUCACAAUUCUCCGGAAAGUAUUGACAGUGCCAUUGAGGAAGAAUUCACUUGUAAAGUAUGUUACAAAGUAUUGAGAUCCGCGAGUUCCUUGGAGCGACACAUCCUCGUGCAUUCUGAUGAGCUACCCUUCAAAUGUAAUCCUUGCGACAUGGCUUUCACCAGCAACGGAAACAUGAACAGACACUCGAAAAUUGCUCACAAUCGUCUCUCAUCGCACAGUUGUUCCGAUUCCGAGGCCAGCAAUGACUCGGAAUCGCCGACAAAGAAAAUCGAGGAAUACAAUAAUAACGAAAUUGCCAAAAGAAAUUCCCCGGAUCUCAUUAACGAAAAUGAAUCUCUUAAUUUGUUGAAGAGAAAGUCCCUUGACUACACUGAGGAUUUGUCGCCGCAGAAAAAAUUCAAGAACAACUUAACGGAGAGUCAGAUUAACUACACUUGUCCCAUUUGCGGAAAGCAAGAUUUCGCCAGCAGUUCACUUUUGGAAAUACAUCUCGAGCAUCAUCACUUGGAGAUCGACAAGUGUGAAUCGGACAAUUUGUCCUACAAAUGUCACAGGGUUCUCAAUCUUCAUCGAUCGGUCAACAACAUCAACGAGAAUUCCUACAGGAAUGCCACCAGAAACCUAAGACAUUCAGUGGAGGGUUUUGGUGACUUGACCUUCGUCGAUUUCACCUCAACCAAAUAUCCCAUGAUCGCUAGAGCGAAAUGCGAGGAAUUUCUGCACAGACCAGCUUCGGGGGAAAUGGCCAAGUUCCAGUGUGCAAAGUGCCUGAGAGCUUUUCCCUGCAAGUCAGCUUUGGACUCCCACGAGAUGGAUUGUGGAAUUCCAAACGUUCACUGGAAGGGAAACGACUCCCAGUCGCGGAGGGACGACUUCUUCGCGGGACUGAAUCUUCAAAACAAAGCGGCCAUGACAGAAGCGAAAGACGGAAAGGACCUCGCCGACAUUCAAAGCAUCAUCAGCAUCACGUCGAGUCCGAUUCUUCACAGCUUCUCCAGAUCCGACGCCAGCACCCCGGACAAUUGUAGCAACAAAAUUAAUCAAAACGUCGGGUCGUCUGGUUCAUCGGGAACUGUUUCCUCCGAAUGUAACGAGGAGGAGACCCAAGACGCCUUCGCCGCCGAAUUCAGGAAAAUGAAACUAAAAGGCGAGUUCCCCUGCAAACUUUGCGACGCAGUGUUCCCAAAUCUGAGAGCCCUGAAGGGUCACAAUAGAGCUCACAUGGGAGUUCCUCCCGGAAUGCCGUAUCCCUGCAACAUCUGCAAUUACACCAGCACUGACAAAACAACUCUCACAAGGCAUCUGAAGACGCACAACGGCGACAGACCCUUCGAGUGUGCCCAGUGCACCUACGCCUUCACCACCAAGGCCAACUGCGAGAGACACGUGAGAAAUCGCCACGGGGUCCACGACAAGAACGAAGUGCAGAAGACAAUCAUUUACCACCCGACUGAAGAUCUGACGAACGAGGGUCUCGACAGGAGCCUCCCCAGACCAGUCAAAGACGAAGUGAGAAAAACCCUCGUCUUUCCCAAAGAAGAAAAUUACCACAAUUCCUACACCGUCAUGCACAUGCAUCAGGACAUUAAGGUCAAGGACGAGAAGAAGCCCGAGCCGAGUAUUAAUCCCGCAUCUCAACUAAAUCCCCUGAACCACUUGAACCACAUCAGCCAACUAAGUCAGAUAAACCACAUGAACAUGCAGGCGAACCACUACGAACAGUCGGAAGUGUUCCCCAGACCACGGUCUGUCCAGCCCCUCGAGUUGACCUACAGAAGUUCCCCACAGCAUCCAAUCGUCAAGUCUGAAUACCCCAGACUGGAGGAAGACCUUGAGUCGAGGUCAUCGGAGGGCAGCGUAUCUCUAGUCAGUGAAACCAAACCGGACACACACCAAAGAAUUCAAGCCAAUCCGAUGAACCUGAAAAAAUCGAGUGAUUCCUCCAGCGACGACGGACCUUUGGAUCUCUCCAUGGACGUACUCGACCUCAGCAAAAAAUCCAAAGACAAGGAAGUGAACGGCAAAUCCGAAGACCACGUCGAGGACCAGAAAGACUUCUACAACUCCGCAAAUCCUCUCCUCCUGACCCAAGCCCUCCUCAAGGCGCGUCAAGUCAACUCUCCCCCAACGUCCCUAGAAGCCCUCUACGCCAACGCCCACGCCAACAUGAUCUACAACAACCUGGCCCUCAGCUCCGGUACCGGCCUCAUCUCCCCCUACUUUCUCAACUCCAUCUUCGAGCAAGGCUACGCCAUGAAGGAGCGCCUCCAGAAGGAACUAGCCCGAGGUCUCCAAACCAGCGGCGGCUCCCUCGUCGAGCAACCGAGCGAAAGUGCCGCCUUCAACAACAACUAUCCCCCCUCAGGCCGAACCCCCCAACCAAGGGAGGAGCAAAUCCCCUAUCCCAGUCUGAUCCCGCCAAACGUCUCCAGUAGAGUAGUCUCCCCCAGGGAACGAAUCAGCGAAUCCCCCUCGUCGAACUCGGUGAAGAUGGUCAUCAAGAACGGAGUCCUCAUGCGCAAACAAAAGCAGAGACGCUACCGAACCGAAAGACCCUUCACCUGCGAAUACUGCUCCGCCAAGUUCACCCUCAAGACCAACAUGGAGCGACACAUCAAGCAGCAACACAACGAACUCUGGCACCGAAGACCCCGGGGCGGACACUCCACCCGAGGUCGACCCCCAGCCAGACCCCCAACUCUCCUCCAAAACGUCGGCUCCAAUUCUCCCAGUUUCAUCCGAAGCAAAUCUUCAAAUUCAUCCUACGAACCUCCGGUACAAAAGGAAGAAGACUUUGCCCGACAUCCAAUUUCCGAUCAAGUCAAGUACGCGAUUCUCGCUCAGCAACUCAAGGGCAACAAGGGCGACGAGGCUCAAGACUCCGACGAGGAGCUGGUCAUCGACGAAGAGGCCAGCGAGCACAGCAAAUCAAUCAGUCUGCUCCGUAAAAAUCUGGAACACUCCGAAAAAGAGUGGAAAGAGGAAGAAAAGGAAGAAAGAAAGGAGGAGGAAGUACCAGAGGCGAAAAUCGACAAUGGGGAUAAAGAGGAAGAAAAAGAAGAAGACGACAAAGAAGAAGAAACGGAAAAAGAGACCGAAGAAAGGGGGAAAACCGAAGAAGAAGCUGUCGAUCUCGCCAGUGUUCCAAAGCUAAUCCAAACCGCGUCGCAAAAAUACCCGCAGUUCAAGUCCCAGUAUCUUAGCGACGAAGACGGUGUCGCGCACUCCAACAGCGAACACUCCGGCAACCACUCCGGGAGUACGGACGAAAAAUCCGAAAACUCUUUGACUUCAUUGAAGAAGAAGAAAAAGAAGAAGAAAAUGAAAGCCUCGGCCUACUCCAUGGCGCCGAACCGCGUCAUCUGCAAAUACUGCCACCGCGAGUUCCCCUGGAUCUCCUCCCUCCGUCGCCACAUUCUCACCCACACCGGAGUGAAACCCUACCGCUGCGACUACUGCAUGCUCGACUUCACCACAAAAUCAAACUGCGAUCGCCACCUGAACCGCAAGCACAAGAGCCUUCUCCAACGCUCCAACGCCCGAAACAUCCGCAACUCCUCCUCGCCCGACAAUCACGAUUCGCGAGUCACAAACAACAACAGUUUCUCCACGAGAAACGUCCCCGAACGACCCUACAAAUGCAACCAGUGUCCCAGCUCAACAUUCGCCACCCUCGGCAAUCUCAAGAAACACCGCUCCACGAAGCACUCGAGGAAAAUGAAUUCCCGAUCUGAAACGUCUUCCAGCGAUCCUCAACACUCGGAUCAUUGUCAGAAGCAGAACGAUCACAGCGGCGACGAUGGUGGAUCGUCGAGUUCGGAGAAUGUCGAGACAUCGUCGCCGAUGGAACUUCAUAAGGCUAAUCAGAAUACUUCUUCCUCGACCAAUGAGACGGCGAGGUCUUGUCGAACUUCGCCCACCUCUUCGCCAGGGCCCACGGACACGCCGUUCAAGUGUCAUAUUCCGAAUUGUGACAAUGGGUUUGCUGAACGGCAGGACUGUUUGGAUCAUAUUCGAAUGCAUCAUGAGAGGGAGUACGAGAUUUUGGUGUCCAAGGGGGCUUUGCAGAUGGGAAUCACUUCGACUGAGGAGCAACAACCUCCGCCUAAUCAACACUCGAGUGAUGGGCCCAGGAGUCUGGACUAUAAAGACAGAAAGGUUGUCUGCGCCUUCUGCAUGCGACGAUUCUGGUCGGCCGAGGAUCUCCGACGCCACGUGAGAACUCACACUGGAGAGAAACCAUUCUGGUGCGAUAUUUGCGACAGGCGAUUCACCCUGAAGCACAGUAUGCUUCGUCAUCGAAAGAAGCACGAAUCAGUCGACUCGACAAUGUACAUUGGCAGUGGCGAUGAGGAAAUAUCUCCAAAUCAACCGCCAACAAUCACCCCAAGAAGCCAACAGCAAUCACCAGCUUCAAUUGCCGUAACCACUGGCAAUUCAAUGAUUGCCGAAAGAAUGUCCCUACCAACUGUGGCCACCAUUGCUACCGGAGACGCUGCUCCCAGCAGUCUAACGAGGUUCAAUCCCUACGAGAAACUUGCGACUCUCACCAGUAAAUUGUCAAAUGCCCAGAGCAAUCACGACGCAACGGAAACUGGUAACGAUCUGAUCUCCAAUUUACUGGGAAUCAAAGAUCCCGGUAUUGUCGAUAAAAUGCUCCUUGCUACUCCUGACGAUGCUGCUAAACUAUUGGGAGUCAAGGGCAAUAGUGAGUAAAUUUUUUUUUUUUUGCCCCUUUAACAUAAACGCAGGAUUAGAAUUUAUUGUAAAUUUUAUUGACAAUUGUCAGGAUAAAAAUUAGCUUUUCAGGUUUACAGUUUCUUUACAUGUAAUAUAUUAUUAUAUUUAAUUUUACAAGAUUUAUAUUUUAUCAUCAUCUCUUUAGAAUUGAAACUAUCAUUGUCUCUAUUAUUUCUAUUGCAUUGUGUACACACUCGUGCCUUAGAGAUAGUGUUUAAAACUUUAAAUUGAAAAUUCACGGUUUAUAACUGUGGACAAAAAAAGUCUGUAAGUUCUCUUAUUAAAAACGUAGUGGAAAAUAAUCAUUCAUAAUUGUAGAAUUUAGUGUGUGUGUGUAAAUAAGCACUUUUUUGUGAAUACGUGAAAGCAAUUUCCAAUUAAUGUUGGUUUAAAAAUACUUUGUAUUUUAUAUUCAGAAAAAAUACUUUGUAUUUUAAGGCAAUAUUUCAGAUUUUCAUAUUUCACAAAGAUAUUGAUAAUAUCAAUUUCUCAAAAUAAAUUAAAUUUCAUUAUUUAAUGUUCUGAAAGUAUUUUUAAUUACAUGCCUUUUGCGAUAAUUACCAUUGCAAAGGGCAUGAAAUUAUUUUUGAAAAAAAUUAGCUAAACAAAACAGACUUUUAUUAUUGUUUAAUGCACGAUUUAAAAGAUUAUACAUUAUAAUUAAGUUAAUUAAUUAAGUUCGUUAAAAUCAUUGUAAAUAGACUAUUUAGAUUUAAGAAUAAGUAAAUUAUAAGUUGCGUUACACUUUUCGCCAAAGUUUCAUAAAACAACGAAUUGUGUAGACGAGAGUAUAAAAAUGGAAUUAUGGAACUUUAACGAAAAUUAAAUAAGAAAAAAAAUCUCUCUUUCAUAGGAAGAUUCCUAACGUCGUCCGAAAAGACAUUAGUUGUUAAGAAGAUAAAUAAAAGCUGUUUGUUAAGAUAGUCUCGUCUGAGAAUGUUAAUUAUUUAAUUAAUAACAUGAUAUAUUUAAUUCAUUAUUAUAAAGUAACUAAAAAAGAGAGAGAGAGAGAGAAAUGAUAGAAAAAGCAAACCAGAAAACAAACAAUUGUUUCGAGGAAUGUUAUAUUUGAAUCCAAAGAAACUUUUUAUUGACAAAUUAAGGAUAGCCAUAUAUAAAUAUAAAUAUUAUAUUUCGGUUCUAUUUAUUAUUGUAUAAAUUAAUAGUCUUCGUGUCUCUUCAUGAAAGCAACGACUGCAAUUAAAGGUGCGUUCCUAACAAAGGUGAUUAGAACUAUUGUAAUUUAUUCUUAUUAAAAGCGAGAAGUCAGUCAUAGAGAACGCACUGCUACAAUUAAGCCAUAGAAAUAAUUUUAAAAGUCAAUAUUUCUUUUAAAAAAAAAUUAUUAAUGUUCAUCUGUUUAUAAAAUUUUCUUAAAAAGAAAAUUAAAUAUUCAUUGCAACAAGGUCUCUUAAUUAUUACUG